This is a messenger RNA of Macadamia integrifolia, 1254 nucleotides long. RefSeq names its product protein FAR1-RELATED SEQUENCE 5-like. The transcript has 2 exons. The coding region runs from base 267 to 1082 and encodes 271 amino acids. Lineage: Eukaryota; Viridiplantae; Streptophyta; Magnoliopsida; Proteales; Proteaceae. The record is from RefSeq and is a predicted model, not a curated record.
GUUAGAAGAGAAAAAAUAUUUUGGUGGUUCUGAUCAUAUGAUCAAAAGGACUGAUCAAUAUGUUAACUCAUAGGUCAAUAUAUAAGGUUUACCAUUUACAAACCCCGAUUUUUUGUCCAUACCUGCAUCUAUUUUUACCACGUACAUACUAAUAUUGUGAGACUUAUUUAGAUUCUCCUGAUCAUGUGGACUACAAUUGGUAGAAUUUGAUAUUGACUACAUGUGAUGUUACUUCUUUAAUUGGGAGGCAUUCAUUUACUCGUUUUAUGGGGCUUUUAAUUAUGACAUGCUUGUAUAUUUGCAGUGUUUUAGGGGACAAACAAAUGGCACCUGAUGAUGAAAUAUCAGAUACUAUUAUCGAUGGACUUAUAGUAGAGAAUAUUAUACCAUAUAGGGAGUUAGAGGACGUGUAUGCUAGGGAAGGUCCCACGGAUUUGGAGGAAGCCAUUCGAUUAGAUGUAGAAGAUAUUGAAAAUGAAUUAAAUAGCAGUGGUGUGGUAGUUGAUGAUAAAAAUGGGGGGACCAAUGAAGCCAUAGACGAUGGUGUUUUUGUGUAUGAACCAAGUGAGCAUGUUGAUGGGGGUGAAAGUUUUCUUGUUGAUGAUUCAACAAAGCACUUUGACAACCCCGUAGAGUACACAGAGGAACAAUGCAUUGGGAAGUAUUUUACUAAUGAAAAUGAUGCGUAUGAAUUUUACAACAAUUAUGCUCGGAAGAUGGGGUUUAGCGUUCGAAAAUCUAAGUUGGAAAGGUCAAGAAAAAGGAAACAAGGAAUUAAUGAAGAGAGGGAUGUCUUGUCUCGCAUGUAUGUUUGUAGUAGGGAAGGUUUUAAGGACUGCAAUGAUAAAAGGCAAGAAGGAAAAGAAGUCAACCGUCGAGCUGAUAGUAGAAUUGGUUGUCCUGCUCGUCUACGGGUAAAAUCAAUUGAAGGGGGCUUGAUUGUUGACCAAUUCAUUUCAGGUCAUAACCAUUACCUCGUGGCACCCGAUGAAACUUAUCGGCUUCGAUCACAUCAAUGGCUCUCAGACUUGGUUGUACAGAAAAGCAAGAACCCCCGAUUUUUACCUUCUAAUAGCUUCUGAUGUUUGUAUUGAAUUUGUUCAACCGGUUUCCGAUCACAGCUGCGUUAGUGGCAGUGGUUGGAAUGAUAGAGUAGUUGUGUUUGGCUACGCAUGGUGAUGGUGGUUUGGAAAAUCUCUUAACUUCUUCUCUGGUAUCGGAGAUAUUCUCAUGAAGAGCACUCUCUCUCUCUCU